This is a messenger RNA of Populus trichocarpa (black cottonwood), 2193 nucleotides long. RefSeq names its product protein ASYMMETRIC LEAVES 2. The coding region runs from base 1107 to 1775 and encodes 222 amino acids. The record is from RefSeq and is a predicted model, not a curated record. Lineage: Eukaryota; Viridiplantae; Streptophyta; Magnoliopsida; Malpighiales; Salicaceae. The transcript is spliced from 3 exons.
GGUGUAAGAAGCUUAAAAAGCUUUGAAAGGCCAUCUCUUUUGUUUUUCUUUUCUCUUCCUAUAUGACAGGAAAAGAUCAUCGUCCUCUCCAUCUAUAUAUCAACAAUAAUGGUGGUAAACUGUUAGGAAAGAUAAAGGAUAGGUUUGACUGAAGAAACCGAGGCCACGCACCCACAAGCAGUACUUGUACUAUGCUCCUUUACAUUGCCUAUCAUGUCAUAUGCAUCGUUUUCUCGAUCCAUAUUUCUUAAAAACAACUCUUUGAAUUGAACUCCCUAGACAAAAAGAAUAGGAUUAAGGAGAUUCUUCAUCCCAAGAUCUCGCACACAGUUGGAGACAGAGCAUUCUUUUUAAAGCUUAUUCUUCCCCUUUAUACCUUCAUCUUUCCUUUUCAUCAAAUCUCUUUGUAUUUAUUUUUUAAUGAUUCAUUCCCUCUACCUAGCUAGAUAGCUGAUUUUUAUAUAAGAUAUUGUAUUAUAAUAUAUGGUGAUAUGGGUUCAUCCCAAGAUAUUUCCAUAUCUCUCUCUACCUUAAAAAGUCUCGUUCAUCUUUAGAAGGAAAAUGAAGAAGCAAAGUAGUUAAUUGCUAGUAUAUGAUAGUAAGCUAUGAAAUGCAAGCGAGAUCUACUCCCCAAAACUUUCUUUCGAAAAGAGUGAAACCCAAAAACUUUACUACACGAGAUCCAAUCCACAAAACUCUACUCCUGAAAUCAACCUCUCCUCUUUAUUCCUCUUUUUUUUUUUUCCCUUUCCCACCUGCCCCCUUCCUCCAUAAACCCCUACAAGCUCCCCUUAAACAUCAUCCCUUCUUCUUGUAUUUCUGUGCAGUUGUCUUUGCUGGUGCUACUUAGGGUUUCUGGACAGCACAAGAGGAGUAAAUUUAUAGACAUAUCUAUAAAUAGAUAAGUAGACUCGAUCAGGAGAAGAGAAGAGAGAGAGAGAGAGAGGAGACACAUGUGUAUUAUUUGGUAGCCGUAAUUCUCUAAACUAGAAGAUUCCAUCAGUUGCUUAAUUUCUGCUGGUAGACACAUUUUGAUUCCUCAAUAAGAAGAGUAAAACCAGUAAUUAUAGGGGACAGAUCCUGAAAAGGAGGAGGAGAAGGUGGAAAUGGCUUCUUCAUCAAAUUCUCCAUGUGCAGCCUGCAAAUUUCUGCGGCGCAAAUGCCAACCUGAAUGCGUAUUUGCCCCUUACUUCCCACCUGACCAGCCACAAAAAUUUUCCAAUGUCCAUAAAGUUUUCGGGGCAAGCAAUGUCACAAAACUUCUCAACGAAUUGCACCCUUCUCAGCGUGAAGAUGCUGUCAAUUCCUUGGCCUACGAGGCCGACAUGCGCCUCCGUGACCCGGUUUAUGGCUGUGUUGGGGUCAUUUCACUCCUUCAGCACCAACUUCGCCAGCUGCAGAUGGAUCUUAGCUGUGCAAAAUCUGAACUCUCCAAAUAUCAGAACUUGGGCAUCAAUGGCCAUGCUGGAUCACUAAUUGCGGCCGCAGCCGCUGCAGCUACAGCCACGGCAACAACGCAUCACCACCACCACCACCCACAAAAUCUGGGGAUCAAUUUGAUUGGAGCUGGAGGGGGAGGAUCUAGGGAUCAUCACUACCACCACCAGUUUUUUCCUAGGGAUCAGCAACAGAUGAUGAGGAGCUUUGACUCGGGGAAUAACUAUGACGCAAGCCUUCUUGCUAUGAAUGUCUCUGCAAGUAUUGGGCAACUUAGUCAGUUCCAGCAACCAAGAGCCGCUACUGGAGAUGACCGUCGCACCAUCGACCCCUCUUAGGGUUUCUCUUCCACAGGGCUCCACAUUGAAGGGACUCACUCUUGAUCAUCAUCAUAAAGAAAAACAACUAGAAAGUGAUGGGAAAUUCUAUCUCGAACGAAUUGAUACCCCUUUUUUAUAGAAAUUUUUGCUACUCGUGUCUAAGUUUAUAUAUAAAUGUGUCCCUCUCUCCUAGUUCAAACUUUCUUGUCAUUUUGUUAUUGGCCCUUGAAAGCAAGAUAUAUUUGCUUGCCAUGCCAAAAAUGUACUUACUUAGCUCUUUCAGUCUCACAGCAGCUAGCACCAUUAAUUUGCGGGGUUUUGUUUCUUACAACGUGCCAUGGCUGGCAGGCAUGCAUGGUCUAGUUUUUGUUUCUAUCCUUUGAACCUGUUCUAUUUAAACAGAGGCAGCCAUAUUAUAUAUUUGUAGUUUUAACCA